Molecule: messenger RNA, 2257 nt
Organism: Tuber melanosporum (Perigord truffle)
Lineage: Eukaryota; Fungi; Ascomycota; Pezizomycetes; Pezizales; Tuberaceae
Exons: 4
Coding region: 339-2186 (615 amino acids)
Molecular function (GO): FAD binding
Source: RefSeq, a predicted model, not a curated record
AGCUAAUCCCUCCAUAUUCACAGCCCAAGUUUUCCUGACACUCUGCACUGAAUUAUCACAAUAGUAUCAUUAUAUUCUCCUAAACAUUCUACCACCCUGUUGUUUUGUCCCAAUGUAUACACCCCAUGAAGCUUUUCCUCCGGCCCCACAACCGCCUACACCGUCAACUUUUCAAUCACGCGUUCACACCACCCAGACUUUUCUUUCUCCCCACGCUUCUACUUCUACUACCGAACACCGCUAGUAACCGCCCCCCCCCCCCCCCACCCCCCAAUACUCCUCGUAAAAGGCAGACCUUAGCAUUUCCCUACAAGUCACCCGACACAUUAGACUCCGAAAUGUCCCCUACAAGAACUCCCGAGAACCAUACCAACACUGAGACCACCGAUGUUCUUGUCGUGGGAGCUGGCCCUGCCGGCCUCAUGCUUGCGGCACAACUCGUUCGAGCAGGAACUCCCAUUAAAAUAAUCGAUGAGCGGGUCAGCAAGACCACCACCGGACGAGCAGAUGGCCUCCAACCAAAGACACUCGAGACCUUCAAACAACUCGGGAUUGCCGAUGGAAUAUUAAGAAAGGGUGUCAAGAUCUAUGAUUACUCCUUCUGGAAUUCCUACCCCGACAAAAAGCUUCAUCGCACCAAUCGCGAUUUUCACUUCCCGCCGGUAGUGGACGUAUUGGAGCCGUAUAUUCUACUUGUGCAUCAGGGAAUGAUUGAGGAAUUGUUCCUGGAGGACAUGGAGGCUCGGGAUGUCCGCGUUCAACGGUCGAGCACAUUUGAUUCGUACAUCCUUGACGAAAACCCGAAUGCUGAAUAUCCCGUCAUCGCCAAGUACAAGCACAACGGAAGAGACAGGAUUACCAGGGCAAGGUAUCUUAUCGGGUGCGAUGGUGCGCAUAGUGCCGUCAGACGUAGUAUGCCAGGAAACAAGAUGCAGGGUGAGAGUGUGGAUGUGUUUUGGGGAGUCUUGGACGGGGUUAUUGAGACGGAUUUCCCGGAUUUAUGGAGCAAAUGCAUUAUUUCUUCCCACGACAAAGGAACUAUUCUGUCUAUUCCCCGGGAGAGGAACAUGACCCGUCUCUACAUUGAGCUCAGCACCGGCUCAGAAAGCACAAUAUCCAAGGCUAUUGCGAAUCAAGAUUUUGUCAUGGCCCGCGGGAAAGAAAUACUUGCGCCAUUCAGCGUGGACUGGAAGAGUGUUGAAUGGUUUGGCUGUUACCAAAUUGGCCAAAGAAUCGCGUCAAAUUUCUCUCACGCAAACCGUGUUUUCAUCGCCGGAGAUGCCUCUCACACCCAUUCGCCCAAAGCCGCGCAAGGAAUGAAUGUUUCCAUGCAUGACACUUUCAAUCUCGCUUGGAAACUAUCCUUAGUGCUGAACUCUGUUUCACCAACCUCUCUUCUAGAGUCCUACCCGGCAGAGCGCCGCAAGAUUGCUCAAGAUCUUAUAUCCUUCGAUUACGAGCAUGCAAACGCUUUCGUAAAGAACGACCAAGUAGCCCUUGCGGAAAACUUUACCAAAAACAUUCGCUUUAUUUCCGGUGUAGGCGCAAUCUAUGAUGCCAAUACCCCCCUCACAACUCCUUGUUCAACAUCCGGGCUCGGAUUGAUCCCCGGAGAACUACUUCUUCCGGCCAGAGCCACCCGAUAUAUAGAUACGAAUCCGGUAGAUAUUCAGUUGGAUAUUCCACUAAGGAACCAGUUCAGAGUAUACUUUCUUACAAGCGACUACCACUCUGCCCUCCAACUACUCUCGGAGAUCUGUGAGGGAAUCUCAGCCCCGAACACUGUCAUCUCCCGGGCCUCCAAGAACUCCCUUCUCGCGCCAUACUCCCCUCCGAAAGUCGAAGCCGACGAGUAUAUUCAACCUGAUCGUUACAUUAUCCCCAACCUUUCCCGUAUCUUCACCUUCGGUGCCAUCACACAAAGCCCACAAAAGGCUAUUGAAUUUACAGACUUGCCAACACUACUUAGGCCCUACAAGUGGACUUUGUAUAACGAUGAUUUGGGGGAAAACGUCAGCCCUACAAAGAAGUGGGCAGGUAAGCGCGGUCUAAGUAGCGGUGAGGUAAUGACCACUGUGGUUAGGCCUGAUGGAUACGUCGGUGGCGCGGAGGUUUGGGGACAGGGCAUGGGCAAGAAGGCUGUUGGCUGGCUGGAGGAAUACUUUGGGGGUGUACUGGCCGUUUGAUUGUUAGAUAUUGUUAGAUAUGUUUCAGAGCAUCCGCACAUGUUUAGUUAACAACUUGCUUGAGAAUCUUU